This is a messenger RNA of Aegilops tauschii subsp. strangulata, 844 nucleotides long. Its product is annotated as heavy metal-associated isoprenylated plant protein 44. NCBI's taxonomy places the organism in Eukaryota, Viridiplantae, Streptophyta, Magnoliopsida, Poales, Poaceae. The record is from RefSeq and is a predicted model, not a curated record. Gene Ontology annotation, molecular function: metal ion binding.
CGGACUGCUUGCGGAGCUCCAGUGCCACGCAUAGCAAGCUAGCUACUCGGUCGAUCUGCAAGAGCUUGUUGAUCGGUUGUUGGUUGAUCACUUGGAUUGGAUCUCUCACGAGUCACGCCUGCACACAUGGCGGACCUGGUCUCCGACGUGCUCCUGUCCUUCUUCUGCUGCUGCUUCUACCCUCCCGGGGGGCACCACGACACGCGACACUACCGCGGCCACCCGGCGGGCAGAAACUCCGCGCAUCGUCACCACCACGGCGCCGCGGGUCGUACGGUGCCCAGUCGGAGCAGACCGGCCCUGUCUUUCCAGACGGUGGAGCUCAAGGUCCGGAUGUGCUGCGACGGCUGUGAGCGAGCCGUGAUGCAGUCUCUCGUGAACCUCCGAGGAGUGGACAGUGUGGAGGUGGACGCGGGGACGGGGAACGUGAGGGUGACGGGGUACGUGGAGCGGGGGAAGGUGCUGCGGGAGGUACGGCGCCGGAGCGGGAAGAAGGCGGAGUUCUGGCCGAGCGGCGGCACGCCGCUGCGCUUCGCGUCUCCCGGGGGCUGCUUCGGCGGCGGCGGCGGCGAGCCGUACCGCGACACCUACAGCUACCACCGACGCGGCUACGGUGAUGUUGGUGAUCGUCACGGCCGCACCCGCAGGCCUGCUCGUGGCGGCGACGCCGUCAGCAACAUGUUCAACGACGAUGAUGUCAACGCGUGCGCGAUCAUGUGACGGCUUGACGACGAUAUUCGUGGAACUAUCAUGAAUCUUUUUGUACGAUGAGAUUGUAGUGAAUCUGAUCUCCUUGCCGGAUGCAAAUGUAUUACUCCCUCUGAUUUGUACUAAGCAGCUACAA